GCAAAGACCAGACCUGGUUUGGGAGAGCCCGUUUCCGAGCGGUGACUUCACCUCCCACGUGCCGGGAGCCCCGGCUCCCGAGGGCGCCCAGGACCGUCCCGAAAAUGAAAGCGGACACAACCCGCGCCGGGCCGACCCCCCGCCCGCGCCGUGACGGGCCGGCCGCGGGCGGGGGGGUUGUCAGGGCCGGCGGGGCGGGCCGGGGGACGCGUCCCGGGCUGAGCGGGGCUGCCGAGACCGCGCCGUGCCCCAUGUCGCCGGACCGCCGGUGGCUGCCGGGCCGGCACAGCCCCCGCCGGUACCUGCUGGCCGCGCUGGCGGCGCUCGCCGGCCUGGGGGCGCUCGCAGGGCUCAUCGCGGUUUUCUACUUUGAAUCAGUCCGGGGGCAAAAAACGUCUCUUAAGAGGCUGGAAAACUAUGUGGCAUCAAUGGUGCUGAGCGCAGUCGCUGACACGCUGGGCUAUAACAAUGGGAAGUGGGAGUUCCAGGAGAGUGGCGCAGUCAUCCACAGGGAGCUGGCAGAGAUGGGGGGAGUCGGCAACUUGAGCAUCGAAGGCUGGAGAGUCAGCGAUGACACGGUGAUGCACUUGGCCACGGCUGAAGCCCUCAUAGCUGCUGGAAGUCACCCCAGGUUACAGGAUCUCUACUCUCUGCUUGCAAAGAACUACAAGGAGUGCAUGAAUGACAUGGAGGGCAGAGCUCCAGGUGCCACGUCUGUGGAAGGCACAAAGAAGCUGCACCCGGAGCAGCCGAACGGCUGGAGGAUCCCGUUCAACCCGCGGGCGGGAGGCUGCGGGGGUGCCAUGCGCGCCAUGUGCAUCGGGCUGCGCUUCUACCACCCCGACGAGCGGCACACCCUGCUCAAAGUCAGCAUCGAGAGCGGCCGCAUGACCCACCACCACCCCACGGGCUACCUGGGGGCCCUGGCCUCAGCCCUCUUCACGGCCUAUGCGGUGAACCGCAUGCCCCCCCAGGCCUGGGGCAAGGGGCUGCUGGACACACUGCCGCUGGCGAAAACUUACGUGCGGAACAGCGGCUUCUUCGUGAAGGAGAACAUGGAGCACUGGCACUACUUUGAAGACCAAUGGAAGAGAUACCUGGUGGAGAGGGGCAUAUCAGACGGGGUCUCGCUGCCCACCUUCCCCGCCAAGUACGGCGUGGAAGAGAGGGACAAAUUCUACACAUCGCUGAGCUACGACGGCUGGGCGGGCAGCAGUGGGCACGACGCCCCCAUGAUCGCCUACGACGCGCUGCUGGGCGCGGGCGACUCCUGGACUGAGCUGGCUCUCCGCGCCUUCUUCCACGGGGGCGACAGCGACUCCACUGCCGCCAUCGCGGCCUGCUGGUGGGGGGUCAUACACGGCUUCAAGGGGGUUCCCCUGCCCCUCUACGCCCACCUGGAGUACAAGAACCGCCUGGAGAAGGUAGCCAAGGCCUUGUACGAGCUCGUCUAGGCGGGGGGAGGCACGGGCGCGCUUACCCACCGCCCCCUCCUCGCUCGCUCUGCAGACCCACUGGAUUAAAGCUUGUGAGCCUUUUCUCUCUG
Corapipo altera (White-ruffed manakin) is the source of this 1546-nucleotide messenger RNA. It is a transcript of the gene ADPRH, whose product is annotated as ADP-ribosylarginine hydrolase. The record is from RefSeq and is a predicted model, not a curated record. The coding region runs from base 105 to 1454 and encodes 449 amino acids. Gene Ontology annotation, molecular function: ADP-ribosylarginine-[protein] hydrolase activity; magnesium ion binding. Gene Ontology annotation, biological process: protein de-ADP-ribosylation. The transcript has 5 exons. Lineage: Eukaryota; Metazoa; Chordata; Aves; Passeriformes; Pipridae.